Molecule: messenger RNA, 1399 nt
Organism: Cyprinodon variegatus (sheepshead minnow)
Lineage: Eukaryota; Metazoa; Chordata; Actinopteri; Cyprinodontiformes; Cyprinodontidae
Product: CXXC-type zinc finger protein 1-like
Exons: 9
Coding region: 152-1399 (415 amino acids)
Biological process (GO): positive regulation of DNA-templated transcription
Cellular component (GO): Set1C/COMPASS complex
Molecular function (GO): zinc ion binding; DNA binding
Source: RefSeq, a predicted model, not a curated record
GGCGCGUCGGGCCGGACAGGGAGAGCUCGGUCCGCUGCAGAGGAAGAGGAGGAUGAAGAUGCGGUGGAAACAAAGGGAACCCUGAAGGUUCUGGUUCUGAAGCUGGAGAGCAAACCAAGCUGCGUCUGGACCGGAGCAGCCGAACCUUCCCAUGGCUGAUGAGGCUGCAGGGACCGAACCGGGUCCAGAGGAGGGAGGAGGAGGAGGAGGAGGAGGAGGAGGAGAGGUUACCAUGGAAACCCCCAGCGCGCCAGUUUACUGCGUGUGUAGGAAACCAGACAUCAACUGCUUCAUGAUAGGCUGCGACAGUUGCACCGAGUGGUUCCACGGUCAAUGUGUUGGCAUUUCCGAGAGGGCGGCCAAAGCCAUCAGAGUUUGGUUCUGUCCGUCCUGCAGAGACAAAGACUCUUCUCUGGAGAUCAAAUACCGGCAGAAGAAGAACAAAGAGGCGGACCCUGAGAGAGACGAACGACCCGAUGGAGAGAGAGGCUCCACCCCCCAGCCCAAAAUCGACAGGAGGCGGGGUUCGCAGAUCAAGCGCUCGGCCCGGAUGUGCGGAGAAUGUGACGCCUGUCUGAGAACGGAGGACUGCGCUCAGUGUGAUUUCUGCAAAGACAUGAAGAAGUUUGGAGGUCCAAACAAGAUCCGGCAAAAAUGUCGCCUUCGCCAGUGCGAGGUCCGAGCCCGGAAAAUGCUCCGUGUCCGAGAUGAAGAGAUGAGCCGGAGUGGCAGCAGGGGGCGGAGCCUGUCCAUGAAGGGGGCGGGGCGCCUCUCAGAGGACGAUGAUGAAGAGGAGGAGGAGGAAGGGUUUAGUGAAAGCGAGCUGGAACUGUACGAGCAGUACAAAGCAGCAGGAUACAGAGACCUGGUGUGGCACACUGAGGAGGAGGAGGAGGAAGACGCCCAGUCGGACUCACUGAGGAAGAAGGCGGUAAAGGUGAAACAUGUGAAGAGGCGGGACAAGAAGCCAGAGAAAAAGAAGUCUGUUUCCGUUCCCAAAGAGGAGGCCAAACCACGGCGUCACAAAGUGAAGCAGCGCCACAGGGAGCGCGUGCGGCAUAGCGAGCGAGCCGGGGAAGGCGCGGCCAAAGAGGCAGGCGGUGCUAUGAGGCAAUGUUUGGGUCCAGGCUGUGUGGAACCGGCCAGGACCGGUUCCAAGUACUGCUCUGAGGACUGUGGCAUGAAGCUGGCUGCUAACCGGAUCUACGAAAUCCUGCCUCAGAGGAUCCAGCAGUGGCAACAGAGUCCCUGCGUGGCCGAAGAGAUGGGGCGGAGACAGCUGGAGCGAAUCAGGAGGGAGCAGCAGGCCGCCAGGCUCCGCCUCACGCUAAUGGAGAAACGCUUUCAUGAACUGGAAGCCAUCAUUGCCAACGCCAAGCAGCAGCANGUAGUAAAGUAA